Protomyces lactucae-debilis is the source of this 1026-nucleotide messenger RNA. Its product is annotated as beta-lactamase-like protein. The annotation marks the transcript as partial. Lineage: Eukaryota; Fungi; Ascomycota; Taphrinomycetes; Taphrinales; Protomycetaceae. Gene Ontology annotation, molecular function: 3'-tRNA processing endoribonuclease activity. Gene Ontology annotation, cellular component: nucleus. The transcript has a single exon. The record is from RefSeq and is a predicted model, not a curated record.
AUGCGGCUCGUCACGCUCGGGACAUCCUGUGCACAACAGACCACCUCACGCACACAAAGUGCUCAUCUACUCGCACUGGAUGCACAUACAAGUUACCUCGUUGACUGUGGAAGCAAUACAGGCUUCUCCCUCCUCAAAACAGACUACAAGCUAUCAUCUAUACGCAAAAUCUUUCUCACACAUCUACAUGCCGACCAUUGUAUCGGCCUGCCUGCACUCCUUGCCGAUUUGCUCGGUGGUCACGGCGGAAGAGCAGAAGACGUUGCUGCAGGGAAGCUUAGAGAAGGAACUGGCAAGCGGCCUCUUGAAAUCUAUGGCCCACUGGGUACACAAGAGUUUCUAAGGACAAAUUUUCGAUUGACUUACACUGCGCUGGCAUCACCGUUUCGCGUUAUUGAGCUAUUGUUUGAUGAGGAGCAGGCAUUCGAGGGCCCAUCAUUUCCACGAGAAGAAGGCUCUUGCAUCAAAAGGCCGGAUACAGACUCAUCGCCAGCUCCCAUCUGGUCCAGCAUAUCCAGCGAUCAUCGCAUCACCGUCGAUGCAGUCGCCAUUCAACACACGGUGCCCACCCUUGGCUUCAUCUUUCGCGAAGCAGAUUUUGUGGAGAUUACACAACAGACGUCCAGUACUCUCAUGGCUGCAUUUGGCAACGCCAAUGCAGAACGCCGCGCAGCAUUAUCAGCGCUCAAGGCUGGUCAAGCCGUCUCGCUACCCACAGGCAGCACAGUAGGUCCCCUACCGAAAGAGCGUGGCCGUACAGUGGUCCUCCUAGGUGACACUCAUGACGCUUCCGGUUGUCUACCGCACCUAGAACGAAGCGUUGUUUCGCUUGUCUUGCAUGAGUCAACUAAUGCGUACCUACCACCACCGUACGGUAAGCCCAGCGAUACGCUGGUUUCAGUACGAGAGCGUGCAGCAAGUCGCGGGCACAGUACACCUGAAGUCGCAGGCGCGUUCGCAUCGGCGUGCCAGGCAAAGAUGCUUGUAUUGACGCACUUUUCAAGUCGUUAUGGUGGGAAAGGGCAA